Aureococcus anophagefferens is the source of this 891-nucleotide messenger RNA. RefSeq lists its product as hypothetical. Lineage: Eukaryota; Pelagophyceae; Pelagomonadales; Pelagomonadaceae. The transcript has a single exon. The coding region runs from base 1 to 891 and encodes 296 amino acids. The record is from RefSeq and is a predicted model, not a curated record.
AUGCACGGCCCGCUCGCGAACGCCGCGCCGGCGCACAACUUCGCGCUCCUGCCCCUCGGCGGCGCGCUCCACGCCUACGGCGGCCGGUCGCGGACGCCGGGCGACGGCGUGCUCCACUUCGCCGCGGCCGACGCGGCCGCGCCGGCGUUCCCGGACGUCGGCACCGUCGUCGUCAACGGCACGCACCCGGGCUGCAUGGAGCUGCGGCGCUCGGCGACGCGCUGCGAGUGGGACGGCAAGCUCAGCGCCGCGCGCGUCGGCGACGCCGUCGCGCUCUACGGGCGGCUCAACUCGCGGACCGCGAAACGCUGGGCGCAGGUCGCGUUCGCACCGAGCCCCGCGGGGCCCUUCGGCGCCUUCGAGCCCCUGCGGCUCCUGGGCUGGUCGCCCUGCCGCGUUAGGGCGGCGAGCGUCUACUUCGUCGCGGUAUCGCCGAACCCGGUCGACGGCGGCGCGACGGCGCUGGGCCUGUUCCCCAUCUUCGAGCGCGGCGACUGCUACCUCGGCGCCGCGGCGACGCGCGACGGCGUGACCUUCGGCCCGCCGGCGCACCUGCUCGACCUCGGCUGCGAGGACGCGGGCCGCGUGCGCGACUACCCCGCCGACGGCCUCGCGGCGCGCGGCGACGUCGUCUACUUCUACGUGCACCGCGACAUGCCCACGGACCACGCGCUCGAGCGGCGCGUGCUGCCGCGGGCCGCGCGCCUCGUGCGCCACGCGCUCGCGAUGAAAUGGCUCGAGGCCUUCACGGCGGCCCAGGUCGCCGCGCUCGACGCGGCCGCCGCUCCGGCGCGGCGACCGCCCGCCGCGCCGGCCGCGGGCGUCCACGACGACCGGCUCCCGCCCUGCGAGAAGGGCGACCCCUACCGCCACAACUACCUCGCGGGGUAA